Balearica regulorum gibbericeps (East African grey crowned-crane) is the source of this 659-nucleotide messenger RNA. NCBI's taxonomy places the organism in Eukaryota, Metazoa, Chordata, Aves, Gruiformes, Gruidae. The record is from RefSeq and is a predicted model, not a curated record.
CGAGACCCCUACAGCGUCUGCGUCCGGGGCGAGUGCGUGCACGUCGGCUGUGACAAGGAGGUCGGCUCCCUGAAGCAGGACGACAAGUGCGGGGUCUGCGGGGGGGACAACUCCCACUGCCGGACAGUGAAGGGCACGCUGGCCAAGACCCCCAAGCAGCCGGGUGAGUGUUUUGAAGAUGUUUGAGAUUCCGGCUGGGGCGAGGCACCUUCAGAUAGAAGAGAUGGAGCCAGCGUCCCACAGCAUCGCUGUCAAGAAUCAAGCCACGGGUAACUUCAUCCUUAACGCCAAGGGCAAAGAAGCCAAAAGCCAAGUGUUCAUUGAGAUGGGCUUGGAGUGGGAAUACACCGUCGAACGUGGCAAGGAGAGCCUGAAAACCAGUGGUCCUCUGCACGAGGCCAUCAGCGUUUUGGUCAUCCCUCAGGAAGAGGAGACGAGGAGCAGCCUGAUGUACCGGUACAUCAUCCACGAAGACCUGCUGCCCAUGAUCGGAAACAACAAUGUCCUGCUUGAGGAGAUGGAUUCCUACGAGUGGGCCCUCAAGAGCUGGUCUCAGUGCUCCAAGGCGUGCGGAGGAGGUAGCUUUCCCUUCGUAGCAACCUACAGCGCGUGCUUGGGAGGUUGCUCGGGUACGGUAGGGAGCGCGGGAGCCCUUUGGG